Molecule: messenger RNA, 1002 nt
Organism: Parnassius mnemosyne (clouded apollo)
Lineage: Eukaryota; Metazoa; Arthropoda; Insecta; Lepidoptera; Papilionidae
Source: the annotation of a GenBank genome assembly
AUGCUAGAAGACAGGAUCCUGAACAUGGCGGAAGCCAUCUCGAGAACCUGUGAAACGGGAGAUCCUUGGGGAAGUUGGACGGUGCCGACAAUAAAUUGGGUCAAUGGGGUCCCGGGGUGUGGAAAAACAACUUGGGUUAUAAAACAAUUCGAUGCGGAGAAUGACUUGAUUGUCACUACAACAACAGAAGCAGCUAAAGACCUCAGGGGAAAAUUAAGCAACCGCAUUGGCACCGACGCAAAAACAAAAGUGCGCACUAUGGCCUCAAUUUUAGUAAAUGGCAUGAGCAGGCAAAACAGAAGAUGCACUCGACUUUUAGUCGACGAAGCUCUCAUGUACCAUUUCGGGGCCAUAGUAAUGGCAAUGCGACUGAGUGGAGCGGAAAAAAUACUGCUCAUCGGUGACAUCAAUCAACUUCCGUAUAUCGACAGGGAAAACCUCUUUGCGAUGCAAUAUACUCGCCCAAGCCACGUGACCACAAUCAGCCAAGAACUCCUGUGUACGCGCCGGAAUCCGAUAGAUGUGGCAUAUGCCCUGAGUGAAAUCUACAAUGACAUAUAUUCAUCCAGAUCUCAGGUGCAUUCACUGGAAAGGAAAUGGUACACAGGAGUUGUCAUUUCAGGUACCCUGCCAAAUACAUUAUAUCUUGUAUACACACAAGCAGAAAAGGAGUCCCUUACAAGCCAGGGAUAUGGUUCGGGUCCUGGGUCACGAAUUUUAACCGUACAUGAGGCCCAAGGCCUCACAUACGGGACAGUGGUCAUAAUGAGGACAACAACAGAGAAGCACAAAAUUUAUGACAGCGUCCAACACGCAGUAGUGGUAGUGUACAGGCACACAGUCUCCUGUGUAUAUUACACGGACGAUUGCGACGAUGCGACUGGAAGGCUGAUCGAAAGCGCGAUGGCUGCGACAACAAACAGAAUUAAAGAAUAUAACCUAAAAAUUGCACUAAGAAGCAGAGACGCAGUUGUCGUAGAGGCCCUGACAAUGGCGACUUAA